Messenger RNA from Pimephales promelas (fathead minnow), 1790 nucleotides. Lineage: Eukaryota; Metazoa; Chordata; Actinopteri; Cypriniformes; Leuciscidae. The record is from RefSeq and is a predicted model, not a curated record.
UCAAUAAAAGUAUUAAUGGGGUGAAAAGACUGUAUGUGACUGUAGUAUCUUCAUUGCGCCUUUUCGCAGAAAUAAAUCUCUAUUUUGCAUCCGCCGCUCGCGUGUCUUUUACUUUGGUGAGCGCUUCCUACCGGAAACACGUCACGCCCCGAAUGAGCAGCAGGACCCCGAGAAGCAGCAAUGGUGGAUUGUGUUUUUCUCCAUGGUAAUGUAACUGCAGAGAGCUUUGAUAGCGAGAUGAGCUCCGCGGGGAUGUUCCAGACGCAGAUCUCCGCGAUCAUGAAGGCGGCCGCGGUGGAGAUCAGUCAGUUGCUGGAGGAAGAGGCUGCAGCUCUUCAUCAGGAGAUCCGGAGGAGGAACCAGGAGAUCCAGGGACUGAAGACUGAACUACUGAGAGUCACUGCAGAGAGAUGCUCUGUCGGCGUACAGGUGGAGCUCAUGGACACGAGUGUAACCGCUCAUUCGCGGGAAGCUCAGGCUGAUCAUCGCAGCCAGGAAAAGGUCGUUGUGAAGAAUCUCUCAGAGGAGAAACCUCACUUUACACAUGCGGCGGAUGUGAAUGCACAACUUUUGAAACAAGAAGAGUCUGUACCGCCGCUGAAGGAACCGGAGGAAGAGGAGCUCAGCGGACUGGAGUUUGAGAUGAAGAUCGAACAGGUGGAAGAACUUGUGGAUCAGACACUGGGUCAAGUUCAGGAAAAGCAGAAGUGUAAAGGACAAAACCACUGCCAUGACGGAAACUCUCGUUUAUGGUGUUCCGGGAAAGUGUUUGACCAUCCGGAAAAUCUUGUGGAGUCGGAACAACAUUCCCAGAGUUUUACAGAUCCAUAUGGGAUGGAGGAUCCGACGACCACGUCAACUCAGUCCGGUUUAUUGGCUGUUCUGCAGAACGAGAGCUUUGGCGUUGCAGACAUUGAGUAUGACUUGAAUCUUCAGGAUUCCCAUAGAAGCUCGCCCAGCACAAGCGAGUCUGAAUCGACGCCGUUCAACACACUCCCAUCCUCACAUUCAAGCUCGUGUUUGCCCAAAACGCUCCCACAGAGUCUGAAUGCCGGCAAGCACACAGAACCCAAACCCUUCCGAUGUGACGAGUGCGGGAAAGGCUUCCCACAGAGGGGGCGGCUCGUACAACACAAACUAGUGCACUCGAAAGAAAAACCUUUCAGGUGCGAGGAGUGCGGGAUACGCUUCACACAGAAGAAUCGGCUUUUAACACACAAAAAACAAGUGCACACAAACGAAAGACCCUUCCGAUGUGACGAGUGCGGGAAAGGCUUCCCACAGAGGGCUCGGCUGUUGACACACAAAAAACGAGUGCACACAAACGAAAGACCUUUCCGAUGUGAGGAGUGCGGGAAAGGGUUCGUACUCAGGGGGCGGCUGUUAACACACAAACUAGUGCACUCGAAAGAAAAACCCUUCAGAUGUGACGAGUGCGGGAGGAGCUUCACAGAAAGGAAGCGUCUUUUAACACACAAGCUAGUGCACACGGGCGAGAAACCCUUCCGCUGUCAGGUGUGCGGCAAUACCUUCUCCAGACAGGACAGCUGUCUCAGACACAUGCGCUUGCACAGAAGACAGAGAUGAUGAACACAACCACUCAAAGUGAGAUUUCUUAGAACUGUAACUUUGUUGAUAUUAGCUUCUGUUGCAUAACGUCAUUAAGGCCUCGUGGCGAUCAGGACGAUGCCGAGGGCCGUGAGAGAAUGGUACCGAAACACGGUGCCAAUAGGGAACAGGUUCCAACGUAAACGGUAGUAACCAGACCGAAUAAGAAUGGAAAUUUCGGU